Hemiscyllium ocellatum (epaulette shark) is the source of this 2089-nucleotide messenger RNA. RefSeq names its product STKc_CK2_alpha domain-containing protein. The transcript is spliced from 13 exons. Gene Ontology annotation, cellular component: nucleus; cytosol; protein kinase CK2 complex. NCBI's taxonomy places the organism in Eukaryota, Metazoa, Chordata, Chondrichthyes, Orectolobiformes, Hemiscylliidae. Gene Ontology annotation, biological process: protein phosphorylation. Gene Ontology annotation, molecular function: ATP binding; protein serine/threonine kinase activity. Bases 239 to 1417 code for a protein of 392 amino acids. The record is from RefSeq and is a predicted model, not a curated record.
UGAUUUUUGCGUAAGCGUUGCUGAGGCCAAUUUUCAUUGCCCAUCCCUAACUGCCCUAGAGAAGGUGGUGAGGAGCUACUCUCUUGAACUGCUGUCGUCCUUUGGUUGUCCCUGAACUCCCAGUGCUUUUUGGAGGGGAAUUCCAGGAUUCUGACCCAGCGACACUGAAGGAAUGGUGAUUUGUAUUCCCAAGUCAGGCCGGUAACACAGCAAGGGCUUUUCCAGCUGCUGGUGAACCAUGUCUGGGCCGGUCCCAAGCAGGGCCAGAGUAUAUGCAGAUGUUAACACACAAAGACCCCGUGAGUACUGGGACUACGAAUCACACGUCGUUGAAUGGGGCAAUCAAGACGAUUAUCAGUUAGUUCGGAAAUUAGGUCGUGGAAAGUACAGUGAAGUCUUUGAAGCCAUCAACAUCACAAACAAUGAGAAAGUAGUGGUCAAAAUACUGAAGCCUGUAAAAAAGAAGAAAAUAAAGCGAGAGAUAAAAAUUUUAGAGAACUUGCGUGGGGGCCCCAACAUCAUAAACCUGCUAGACAUAGUAAAAGACCCAGUGUCUCGGACGCCUGCACUGGUAUUUGAACAUGUAAACAACACCGACUUCAAGCAAUUGUACCAGACGUUAUCGGACUACGACAUUCGAUUCUACAUGUACGAGAUUCUAAAGGCCCUGGAUUACUGCCACAGUAUGGGAAUCAUGCACAGGGACGUCAAACCACACAACGUGAUGAUUGACCACGAACACAGAAAGCUUCGACUGAUAGACUGGGGUCUGGCUGAGUUUUACCAUCCAGGGCAGGAGUACAAUGUACGCGUGGCAUCCAGAUACUUCAAGGGGCCUGAACUUUUGGUUGACUAUCAGAUGUAUGACUACAGUCUAGACAUGUGGAGUUUGGGCUGUAUGUUAGCCAGCAUGAUCUUCAGAAAGGAGCCCUUUUUCCAUGGGCAUGACAACUACGAUCAGCUGGUAAGAAUUGCAAAGGUGCUGGGCACAGAAGAUUUGUACGAUUACAUUGAUAAAUACAACAUCGAACUAGACCCACGCUUCAAUGACAUCUUGGGCAGGCAUUCCCGGAAGAGGUGGGAGCGUUUUGUGCACAGUGAAAACCAGCACUUGGUCAGUUCCGAGGCCCUGGACUUCUUGGACAAGUUACUCCGUUAUGAUCACCAAGCACGGCUUACAGCGAGAGAGGCUAUGGAACACCCCUACUUCUAUCCAGUAGUGAAAGACCAGGUGCGAAUGGGUUCCACAGCAAGUAUGUCCUCCAGUAGCACCCCGGUCAGCUCUGCCAGUCUGAUGUCAGGUAUAAUCUCGAUGCCCACCUCACAGCCAUUGGGUCCUCUUGCUGGAUCGCCAGUCAUGUCUUCACCCAGCACUUUGGGGCCACCAGUUCCUGCUGCAGCCGGAGCACAGCCUUGACCCUUGAUGCCUGGCUCUUGACUUUGCCUGAAGCACUGAGGGCCUUGCCACACCAUCACCGUAACCCCUCCUCCCUCCUCCUCCUCCUCCUGGUCUGUGCAUUUCCUGGAGGAGCCAGGAGGCAGGCCAGAGACUCUGCUCCAAUCGUUUGUGGAUCCUUAACACAUUCAUUUUUGUUCAGUGCAAAAACAAAAUGACAAACACCUGCAAAAUGAAUACUAUUUAGGUUUGCAGACUGUUAAUGGCAUUGGUUUUCUGUGUAAUUAACUGCUGGACUGCAGAGACCUCCUGUCCUGUCCUGUCACGGUCAGCAAUGUAGCGGCUCUCUUUUUGUGACACUAGGUUUUUAGAAUACCCAGCCUCUGUUAUUGCAGAGCGCUAUGGAGAAAAAAAAAACAAAAAAAAAGGUUUAUUUUAUAUGUUCGUUACAACCCAGCCCUGAAACUAUCGGUGCGCUUACUGAAACUGAUGCUUGAGCAGGACUAGACAUUAGUUGAGACUUUACUCCCCCCACCCCCCACCCCCACUCUGAGAGGAUCAGUGAGGGGGAUUUACACACGAGCUUCAUGGUAUUUAAACUCCUUUAAGUGUUAUAAUGAGAACCCUUCCCUCUACCAGCACCUCUUACCAAUCUCAAGACGAUGAUAAUAAAAGGAAUACAUUUUUCUGAUA